Molecule: messenger RNA, 1116 nt
Organism: Osmia lignaria (orchard mason bee)
Lineage: Eukaryota; Metazoa; Arthropoda; Insecta; Hymenoptera; Megachilidae
Product: zinc finger CCHC-type and RNA-binding motif-containing protein 1
Biological process (GO): mRNA splicing, via spliceosome
Cellular component (GO): U12-type spliceosomal complex
Molecular function (GO): zinc ion binding; RNA binding
Source: RefSeq, a predicted model, not a curated record
AUCCUGCAUCAACUUAUUUUAUAUGUAUGUUUGCAGAAGUUGUGCCAGUCGGCUGGGGUAACUUCAUUGAUAGUCUCCAUGCUAUAUAUUUGCAAUUCAUUGCCCGAUAAGAGAGAUACAUUCCUUUUCUGACGUAUUUGAAAUAUUAUUCUUCUCGAACCAUUGGAUUAUUUCUUCUUAAAUCAUAAAUUAUAUUUCAUAUUGCUGCUUGGUCUUCAGAUGCGCAAUCAAAUUUCUUGUUUCCCGUCUUCGAGCGGUUUUUACCCAGCAAUGAUAAUUCAUUUUCUUUAGUGGUUAAGCCAAAUAAAUUUCAUACCUUUAUAAUAAUAACUUGAAAUAUAACAAUGAGUGGUGGGGUAGUGCCCAGUAAAUCAACAGUAUAUAUUUCAAAUUUACCUUUCUCUUUAACAAAUAAUGAUCUACAUCAACUAUUACAAAGUUAUGGAAAAAUAGUAAAGGUGACAAUAAUGAAAAAUAAAAUCACACGACGAAGUAGAGGUGUUGCUUUUGUCUUAUUUCUUACCCCAGAGGAUGCCAUGUCUUGUGCUAAAAAUUUAAAUAACACAGAAAUAGGUGGCCGUACAAUAAAAAGUUCUAUAGCAGUGGAUAAUGGACGUAGUACUGAAUUUAUACGCAGAAGAGAUUAUCCAGAUAAAUCUCAGUGUUUUGAAUGUGGAGAAGAAGGACAUUUGUCAUAUAAUUGUAGAAGUAAUACACUAGGUCCCAGGAAUCCACCAUUAAAAAAAGCCAGAAUAAGAAAGAAGCAUAAAUCUAUCAGUAGCCAUCAUAGUAAUGAUUUUAACAAAAACAGUGAUGAUGAAAUGGUUGAUGAUAAUUGGGAAGAGGAAGUAGAAACAUUAAGUGCUGCCAUUGCACUGGAGCAAAGACAAAAAGAAUUUGAAAACAGUCAGAGAUUAGGAGCUAAAGGGUAUGAAGAAGAAAAUCGGCUAACUCAAAAAUCGGGCAAACGAUAUAAGAAAAAUCAAUACUUUAGUGAUGAAGAAGAUUUUAGUGAAUAAAAUAUUUUUUACGUACAAUAUUAUAGAAGAAGUACUGUUAAACAAGUACUAAAGUACAACUGUAAUAUAAUAAAAUUUCAAAUAUAUUUAUUAUUAA